AUGUCGUCAACUGCAAUCGCUUCAGCCGAGACCUUAUCUUCUCCCCCUCCCGAUCUUCAAGGCGAAGCUGAAUUGGAACACCUCAAAAUCUCCUAUGCUCUUCGCCAGCAGCCCGUUUCCGUAACUCUUGAUGGUAAAACCAUCUUCUUAUCGUCCCUUAUCUUAGUCCUGCUUAUUCACUUCCUUGAUCCGUAUCACGCCGAGUUGCUUAUUGCUUCGUUCCCAAUAGUACUGCUCGUCAACAACGACUACCAGAAUUUCCUCAACCUUGGCCCUGGUGGCACACCCUCCACUUUCAGCGGCUACCUGCGUAUAUCAUGGUUCCGUCUUUGGGCUCUCAGCGACCCGUUUGCGGCCCCAGAGCCUGACCCUAUGCGUCUCCCAACAUCAGGUAUUCUCCGACGCCAGCGUCUCCCAUACCGCGCAGGUCCUCGACCCGUUGUUGCUGGCAUAGCACCCCAAAGACAACUUGAUCAGCAUGGAUCUCGAGCAUGCUACAGAGCUCUCCGUUGGUCCAUGGCCAAGUUGGCGAAUAGAAGCCCGAAAAAGUUUGGCACCGAGAAGUCGUGCAUAGAAAAGCAUGGGUUGGCACUAUUUGCCAGGCACCCAGUACAAACGAAUUGCCAGGGCGAGAUCUGCCAUGUUCAUGACUCAGAUCACUCCAUGCAUAUGUGUUUACACCCGGAUGAUAUCAGGGAGGUGUUAGAAAAAGGCUGGGGUCAGAGGCAUCCACUUGCCUGGAGAAGUCGGUUCCUCAAGAGCCCCGUCUCCCCAGACUUUGUCAUGAUCUAUGCACCACGAGACGACGAAGAACUGCAGGUCAUCUGCAAUAUUAUAGAAGCUGCUAUAUGGUACACUGUCGCCGAAGAACUCGAAAUGGGGAUCUGUCCAAAACCCAUGUAA
This is a messenger RNA of Fusarium tjaetaba, 903 nucleotides long. RefSeq lists its product as uncharacterized. NCBI's taxonomy places the organism in Eukaryota, Fungi, Ascomycota, Sordariomycetes, Hypocreales, Nectriaceae. The transcript has 3 exons. The coding region runs from base 1 to 903 and encodes 300 amino acids. The record is from RefSeq and is a predicted model, not a curated record.